AACAGGCAGGCGAUAGCGACGAUAUGUCUUUUCAGGAGUCACCCCGCGCCGCUGAAGAGGAGGAGACUUUCUACGUGCACUGCAGAGCUGCCUAUUUAGCAGUGUUCAGGUCGAGUUUGGCCAACAUCUCCUCCAAACAGCAGCUGUGUCGCGUUCUCCAACAGGCUGGAAGAAAUCCAUCCCAUGCUACCCUCAAUAAAUACUGGACAAAUAGAACAGCUAAACUGAACUUUGAUGAUUUUUGUGAGAUUCUCAAAUGUGAGAAGAAAACUGAGGAAAUUGAUUUGAUGAGAGCUUUCAAAAAGAUGGAUGUUAAUGGUGAUGGCUACAUCUCCCACAGUGAACUGGAAAUGGCCUUAACCACUAGAGGAGAGAAGAUGACCAAUGAGGAGAUGAAUGCCAUUUUCUCGUUAGCUGAUGUUAACAAAGAUGGCAAACUGGACUAUGCAGAGUUCUGCAGAUUGCUUGUGUCUACAGUGGAGCAGUGUCAAAUGGCUGCUUUGGAGAGGCUUGAGGCUGAUGCCAAGCAAAAGAGACAGAACUUUGGCAGUCAAUCAUACAGCCCUCCAAAGAGCUCCGGAUCGUCAGCAUCUGCUGCAGCAGCACAAGUGACAGCAGCUCAGCAUGCGGAGCCCGAUGCAACAUUCAAGAAAGAUAGCCGAUCAUCUUCCCGUCCCUCAUCUGCUCGCAGCAGACGCUCGUCUCUCUCAAACUCGGUCACAGUGACAUCCAGCAGCGCGAAGGCCGGCAAAAUCCCAGAGCCUCUCCGUUUGCAGGAGUGGAACCACAGUUAUGUGAAAGGAUGCUUCUUCUUAGAAGACGACGGGAGCAUCAGUUCUCUGCAGUACCAACUCCACCUCCCUCAGAAAAGCAGCGUCUACUUAACUAUCCAGCCACUCAGCCUCAGCAACAGACCCGACAAACCCUCAUCAUGGAUGUCAGUGGACACAGCACUCUUUGUAAUGAUGGCUGGUGGAACCAAAGAAGACUCAACUUUAGUGUGUUUCACAGAGUCAAAUGACAAAGAGAAGUGUGUUUGGAAAGGAGAACUAAAUGCUGGGACGUACAACCUGCUUCCCUUCACCAGCGGCUGUAGGUUAAAGAAAAGGAACAAAAAGAGCCCAUCCAGUAAACCUGUGGAUUUGAUCCAUAGGAGUGACACUGGAGAAAUCGACCUCACCAGGGAGCUCAGGGAGGUGCUCUCUGACAUCUUUGAAGUGAUAGAUCUGGAUGAUAAUGGUUUACUCAGCUUGGAGGAAUACAAUUUCUUUGAGCUGAGAACCAGUGGAGAAAAGUGUGACAAAGAUGCCUGGGCCAUCUGUAAAGAAAACUUCGAUAUGAGAAAGAAUCAGCUGACGAAACAGGGGUUCAUGGAACUGAACCUGAUGGAGGCUACAGAGAAAGAUGGAGACCCAGCAGACCUGUGGGUCACUCUGGAAGCCAUGGGCUACAACCGCAUGCUUGAGCUAGUGGAGGCUUGUCCAUUCCAGAUUGAUGUGCACUGUGAGAGCACUCAGUUGUCUAUCCAGCCACUCAGUUUAGACUUGGGGCCAAAGCUUUUGAACCAGGCCAUCCAGAAAUCCAUCACAAGUAGGACAGGUGCCAAAGCACUGAGAGGCCAUGACAAUGUUUUCAUCUACACCUUCAAAGGAGAGAACAGGAUCUCUUCACUCAUAGCCAACAAGAGUAACCAGAAAGUUACGGUUCAUGUAAACAAUGAGCAGAGCAGGAACUGCUGCAGCAGCCGAGGCAUGACUGUGUUUGCUGUAGAAGUGCCAGCUAGGACCAAGAUGGUGUGCCAACAUGUGCUACCCAUUUGUGAAAAGCAGGACUGGACGUACAACUGUGUGGAGACCAUACUGUCCAGCACAUGAAGCUGUAUGCUCACAGCAAACAAUCUGUUCAUUUUUUCAGAAACAAAUGGGUCGUUUUCUUUCCAAUAGCUUUUAUUUUAAUUAUAUUUUCAUUUGGAAAUGGACCAUUUUCAUGUACAGAAUCUGCAGCCAUUGUCAUUAUGGCUGUAAAAAGUCCACCUGAUUUUGUCCAUGUUUCCCUAGCAGGAUUUUCUUUUAGGGACAAAUUGUACCAGUUAUGAACAAUCACAAAGAGAAACCAAGAAUUUUUUUGGAUGUUUUUGUCUAUGAUUGAUCAUGUGAAGUGCCCUCGAAUGAGUUUUGUCACCUGCCAUGAACCUCACUGCACAGUGAGGUUUAUUAGAGUGGUCCGAUUCUUGAUAAAUGAAACUGAAAUUACUUUAAACUGACAUUUUUAUUAUGCAUUUAAAUGUGAAAAGAUGUCUUGUGGUUGUUUUAA
This is a messenger RNA of Salarias fasciatus (jewelled blenny), 2313 nucleotides long. It is a transcript of the gene efcab7, whose product is annotated as EF-hand calcium binding domain 7. The coding region runs from base 24 to 1874 and encodes 616 amino acids. Gene Ontology annotation, biological process: positive regulation of protein localization to ciliary membrane. The transcript has 14 exons. Gene Ontology annotation, cellular component: plasma membrane protein complex; ciliary membrane. NCBI's taxonomy places the organism in Eukaryota, Metazoa, Chordata, Actinopteri, Blenniiformes, Blenniidae. The record is from RefSeq and is a predicted model, not a curated record. Gene Ontology annotation, molecular function: calcium ion binding.